AUAAUUUCUACGGCAGUGACGUAGGAGAGAGGCGUUGACCAUUAUCAUAUCACUCUUCUUGCAAAGUGCAAACAGAACAACAGACCACCUCAGCGCGUAGGCUAUGUUGAAGGCUGUAACCAGGUGCCUUUGGUCAAAUUCUGUUGCUGGCAGAAGAAUGCUGUCCCAUCAUAUAUCACCAAAUUUGUCAGGAAAAGUUGCUAUAGUAACUGCAUCCACAGAUGGGAUUGGGCUCGCAGCCGCAGAGGCCUUGGGUCAGAGGGGAGCGCAUGUGGUUGUGAGCAGUCGACGUCAAACCAACGUUGACAAGGCUGUUUUACUCCUACGCAGCAAAAAUAUACAAGUAAUAGGUACCACAUGCAAUGUGGGGAAGGCAGAAGACAGAGAGAAGCUCAUUAACAUGACAAUCGAGCAGUGUGGCGGUGUGGACAUACUGGUGUCUAAUGCAGCAGUGAACCCAUUUUUUGGGAACAUAUUAGAAUCCACCGAAGAAGUCUGGGACAAAAUACUUGGAGUGAAUGUGAAGGCUUCUUUCCUUCUCAUAAAACAAGUCGUGCCUCACAUGGAGAAAAGAGGAGGUGGGUCAGUUGUCAUUGUGUCUUCAGUUGCAGGAUACCAGCCAAUGCAAGGUCUGGGCCCCUAUAGUGUGAGUAAGACCGCCCUGCUUGGUUUAACCCGAGCGCUUGCUCCUGAUCUCGCCCAGAGUAACAUCCGGGUCAACUGUGUCGCCCCUGGUGUCAUCAAGACACGUUUCAGCGCUGCUCUGUGGGAAAAUGAAGGUGUGCUGGAAGAGUUCUUGAAACAGACGAGCAUAAAAAGACUCGGGGAGCCAGAGGAUAUAGGUGGUGUGAUUGCGUUCCUGUGCUCAGACGAAGCCUCGUACAUCACCGGAGAGACCAUCACUGUAACUGGAGGCAUGAACUGCAGACUGUAAGAGGACUGGCAUAGAGGCAGUAAAACAGUUAUCAUGUACUUGCACAUAAGAGGGAAACCUUCUAAUUCAGUGACACACUUGUAGCGGUUGAUGAAGAAAUGCAUUAUACAUUAAAAAAAUUGUAAUAAAAUAAUUUGUGCUA
Rhinichthys klamathensis goyatoka is the source of this 1076-nucleotide messenger RNA. It is a transcript of the gene dhrs4, whose product is annotated as dehydrogenase/reductase (SDR family) member 4. Gene Ontology annotation, molecular function: carbonyl reductase (NADPH) activity. The transcript has 9 exons. The record is from RefSeq and is a predicted model, not a curated record. Bases 104 to 934 code for a protein of 276 amino acids. Lineage: Eukaryota; Metazoa; Chordata; Actinopteri; Cypriniformes; Leuciscidae.